This is a messenger RNA of Chlamydomonas reinhardtii, 5487 nucleotides long. RefSeq lists its product as uncharacterized. The coding region runs from base 237 to 5162 and encodes 1641 amino acids. The transcript has 15 exons. The record is from RefSeq and is a predicted model, not a curated record. Lineage: Eukaryota; Viridiplantae; Chlorophyta; Chlorophyceae; Chlamydomonadales; Chlamydomonadaceae.
CUGAUGAAGUGGUUCGUUCUUGUGCUUUAGCGAGCGCGUGGGUCAAACGACAAACAGCCCACCCGUGCAGCAAAGCAAACUUCGAGCAAUACAAUCAGUUAAAGUGAUCCGAGUAUUAUACUAUCUCAUACACACCUGAAGAAGGUUUGAACUCGAGCAAGCACUGCGGCGUGCAUGUCACUGCGCAUUCGCGUAAACGCCUCUGGCUUGAUAGCAGCAGUGCGCCUAAACUCAGCAUGGGCUGCGGCGCGAGCACUCAGCACGGCGGCAAGGCCCCCGUCUCGCCGUCCCCAGCACCGCAGCCGCUCGGCAGCAACGCAAACAGCACACGCGCGGCCCAGACUCCGCCGGAUGGCGUAACGCAGCCCGCACCCGGAGAGCAAUCUCUACACGCCUCCAAUGAAUGUAUCACGACUCCAUUUGAAGUCUCAAACCCGCAGGGCCUACCGGCGCCCAAGGAGGAAGACAUCACAGCCAGCCAAACCCCUCCACCCGCCACGUCACCACCGUUAGUGGCUGGAUCCGACCUGGAGCCCGCGGCUAUGGCGGCGGCACUGGAUGCAGGCGCAAACACGGGUGCGGGCAUCAAGGGGGAGACAGCGGCGCCGAAGGCUGCUGCCUCCUGCACCUCGACGGAAGGAGGAGCGCCGGCGCCGGCGCCGGCGGCUAUCAGCGACGCUGUGGUGACAAAAGAGGCGCCGGAGGCGGCACCGGAGGCGGCUGGCAACGAAAGUGCUACGGCAGCAAAGGCUGCUGCUGCUGCUGCCCUGUCGGGCUACAGCGGUCGGCUGCAGCUGCGGCACACCAUGUGCCUGCAGGGCCACCCGACCAGCUGCAGCCGCUGCCCGGGCGAGCUGCCGGCAGAGGGGCGGGAGGAGCUGUUGGAGCUGAUGCAGGUGUGGCACCGCGACUGGCACGGCUUCCCCGCCUGGGACGCAGUGCUGAAGACGCGGGAGGUCCUGAGCGAGGCGCAAGCCCCCCAGUCAUCAGCCGCCGGCGGCGCCGCCGGCGGCAAGGCCGCUGCUGGCACAAAGCAGGAGAAUGGAGGUGGGGACGCCGGCGGCGUGUGGGCCUCCCUCACCAAUGCGGAGCGCCGGAUGAUGUGUGAGGUGACUGCUCUAAACGCGGCAAUGGCGUCGAACCUACAGCUGACGGACUUAAGGAAGGAGGGCCGCGCGGCACUGCACCUGAAGGUCCUGUCGGCGGCGCGCAGCCGCCGUCAGCAGCAACAACAGCAGCAGCAGCAGCAGCCUGCUGCCGCGGCAGCGGCGAGGGAGCAUGCUACAGCCGCCGCGGAAGGCAGCAGUAGCAGCAGUAGCAGCAGCCGAAGCGCUGGGGGCAGCAACGCCUAUUUCGUGGGCGCCAUGUCGCUGUCGAUCUUCCUGUUCGCGCACAAGCUCACGGACGCGCGCGAUGAAAGCUGCCACUUUGGCCUGCUGCACCUCAGCGGCUGCACGGCAGGCCUGAGCAUGCAGCGGGCGGCCGAGCUGAUCGUGGCGCCGGCGCUGGAGGCCGCUGGCGGCGUGAGCUAUGCGGAGGCAUUCUUCUCUCAGUUCAAGGGCUGCACGCUGCUGAAUGCGGAGACAGCAGCGGAGAACAAGACGGUGCAGGAGGAGGUGGGGGAGAAAGAGAAGGUGCAGGAGGAGGUGGGGGAGAAAGAGAAGGAGGAGAGCAGGUCACAGAAGAAGGCGGAGGAGGUGGUGCCGGAGAGCAACACGGGAGCCCAGCCUGCCGAGUCCGAGUCCAAGGGCGGCGGUGCGCCCAAGCAGGGCCCCGUGUUUGUGUUCGUGCCAAACCCCAGCCCCUCCACGGGGCUGUACGGCCUCGUCAUGGCGCUGUACGACAUCCCCCUGCCCACCCCCGACGGCACGGACGUUAGGGCAUGGCUUGAGACAUUCAGCUCGCCGCCCGCGUCUUGGAGCCACCGGGAUGAAGCCGCCGCCACCGCGGCCGCCGGGGCCGCCGCCGCCGCCGCGGCAUCGAAGCCCGGAGGCCGGGUGGUGCUGUUCACGGGCACAGGCUGGCCGCGUGUCGUGCAGGACGACACCAGCGGCGGCGGCGAUGAAAAUGAUGGCGUUGAAGCGGCGACGCCGGGUACGGAGAUGGCUGCGGAUGCGGAUGCGGCGGCGGCGGUGGCGGCGGCGGAGCAGCAGGCGCAGCGGGUGCUGCUGCUGCCGCCGUGUCUGACGUCAGCGGCGAGUGUGGGGCAGGUGCAUGCGGCGGUGUCACGCGGCCUGGUGCCCCUGUUGGCUGUGGACUGGUUACACUUGGGCAGGUAUGGCUUCCCCGGGAACUGGGUGGUCAGCAUGGACCACCGCCACGCCUUCCACCACGCAUGGAAGGUGCGGGCUCAGGCGGUGGCCGCUGCCGCCCGGACCGUCGCCGCGGCGCCCGAGCCGCCGGCCGCCCUGCUGGAGGCGGCGGCGGCGGCGGCGGCGGCGGGAGGCGCUGCAGGGCGCGGCGGCGGUGGACUGAGGGCGGCGGAGCUGUGGCGGCGGUAUCAAGAAGUCACCGCCGAGUUCCGUACCUCAGUCGACAUGCUCCUGGAGGCUGCACACGCCGCCACCCUCGUCUUCCGCUCCACUGACUGGACCUCCGGCCCCGCCAACACCGAGCCCCUGCAGCGCCUCCCGCCGCCGCCGCCACCGCCGCCGCCGGGCGGGGCCACGUUGCUCGUGACGCGGGUGUUACACGUGGAGGUCCCGGCCGAGGGCCAGGAGGAGGAGGCGGCGGCGGCGGCGCAGAUGCAGGGGUUGGGGCUGCCGCCGGGCCGUGCCGUCGUACUGGCACUAACCCUGGACACGCAGGAACUCCCCUGUCCCGCCGACAUGACCCAGGCGGAGGCGGAUGACGUGGUGGCUGCCUGGGCCACCCACUGGCGCUGCCUGCCCGACUGGGGCACAGUGCUGCGCGUGCGCGGUGCCUGUGGCGGCGGCGACCCCGGCGGCCUGUGGGCCCGGCUCGACAACGACCGGCGGCGGUCCGCGUGUGAGCUGGCGCUGCUGUACGGCGACGCGGCGGCGGCAUGGGUGCCAAGCGAGGCGGUGGUGGCGGCUCGCAGGGAGGUGUCUAGCACGGGCGCGUUCGUGAGUCUGGGCUUUCUGGACCGAUUCGCCAAGAUGCACGACCUGCGGCAGGAGCAGAAGCAUGGAGCGCAUCCGACCAGCCGGGGCCCGCCGCUGGGCUGCUUCCCUGGCGGCGGCCGGUCCGGUGCUCCCGUGUGGAGCCCGGCCGGCGAGAUCUACAACGCCACCACCACCUGGGUGUGCGCCAACAUCGUGCUGCCAGCCACCAAGGGCUACGGUAUGUCGUACCACGACCUGCUGCUGAGCCCGGAGGCGCAGUCCCGCCUGCGGCCCGGCGAGGACGCCUACGGGGUGGAGGCGGGGGACGUGAGCACACGCGCCUUUGCCAGCCAUGCAUGGGCCACUCAGUUCCUGGAGUUCGCGGGCGCGCUCGCCACCAACGGCCAGACCACUGGCUGCAAGCACUACUGGAUAGACAUCUUCCACAAGAACCAGUGGCAGGGUGUGCGCGAGUCGGACCUGAGGGACAACCUGCUGCUGAGCGGGCAGGUGGCGCUGGUGGUGCACCCCUUCCCACAGCCGCUGGCGGUCACACGGGUGUGGUGUUUGUACGAGCUACUGACGGCGCUGGAAGUGGGGGUGGACAUCACGCCCGCCCGCUCCGCUGCCGCCCUGGAGGGCUUCAUCCGCUGCAUGUGGGUGCGCGAGCACGAGUACGACUUCUCGCCCAGCCAGGUGACUCCGGCGGUGCGGGCGGAGGUGGCGGCGCUGGACGUGGCCACCGCGCAGGCCACCAUGCCGGCAGACAAGGACAUGAUUCUGGGCCUCAUCCGCAACGGCAUCGGCAUUGAGCAGAUGAACGCGCGCGUGCGGGAGCUGUUCCUGGAAAUGGUGGAGAAGGUCAUCAAGCCCCAGGUCGACAGUCACAUUUCUGAGGCAUCCGGCAGUAUCUGCUUCGGCGGUGACGGUAUUGUGUGGUGCGUGGAGGUCCCGGAGGCGACGCCGCAGACGGCCGCGGAGAGCGGGGAGCAGCGGAGGGAGCAUGGGAAGGUGGCGGCGGCGAUGGCGGCCGGCCGUGCUGAGCAGUGGCGCCGCUACAGCCACGGCCACAGCUACAGCCACAGCCACAGCUGUGCUAGCCGGGUUGUGCGGGCCGCUGCUGGGCUGCUGGGGCGGGCGGCACGGCGCCCACGCGGCAAGGCGCGGUGCCAGGCGGCGCGGGGCCUCGCAGUGGCGGCAGCCCCCGCUGGCGGCGGCGACCGCGGCGGCGGCGGCGUGUGUGGCGGUGGGAGGAAGAGGCGCGGCGCCGGGUGCCACGUCCACACGGUGGGUGCAGCCGCUCUGGCGCUGGCAGCAGCCGAUGACGCCGCCGCCACCGCCAGCGGGGCCGUCGGCGCGGCAGGCGGUGGUUGCACGCCGCCCAGGCGAGCAGCAGCAGCAGCAGCAGGAACACCAGUAGUGGCGGCGACGGCGACGGCGGCGGCGGCGGUGCCUCGGCGCGUGGCGGCGCUGCGGCCGGGCGACCGCAUCCUGACCGCUGACGGCGGCGUGAGCACUGUGGUGCUUGUGACCGUGGACCCCGUGUGCCCCGUGAUGGGCAUGGAGUUGUGUGAGCUGCCCACACCCCUUUGCGGCGGCGGCCCCGGGGGCGUCACCGCUGGCGGGACCGGUGGCGGAACCGGUGGCGGCGACGUCAUGGACGGCGAUGCUGAGGGAGGCACGGGUGGUGGUGGUGGCGGCGGUGGCAGCCUGUUGGUGACGCCCGACCACCCAGUGCGGGUGGGCGGCGUGUGGCGGCUGCCGAGGGAGCUGGCGCCCGUGCGGAGGCUGCGUGCAGAGCAGGUGCCGUACGGGGCCGUGUACAACCUGGAGCUGAAGCCGCCGGGCCCGCUGUGUGUGAGCGGGCUGGCGCUGGUGGCGCUGGGGCAGGACAGCAGCGCCGAGCGGCGGCAGGGCGUGGACCCCGCCAGUGACGCCCUGUGGGGCUGGGGCUGGCGGGAUAACCCGGACAGGGCCAGGAGGCUGGAGGCGCAGGCGCGCAGGGAGGCGGCGUGGCGGUCGGGGGAGGUGGAGGGGGUGGGGGUGGAGGAGGCGGGGGCGGGGGGCAGGGUGGCGGGGCUGGCGAGGGCGGUGUAGCGUCUGGUCGCGCGGCGGCGGUGUCGGCGGUGGCGGUGGCGGCAGCAGGGGAAACAGUGCAGGGGGCAGAUGGGCUGAUGUCACAGCCGUGUGUGGAAGGAAUGAGUGGGGGCGAAAAGCCGAAAACUGGUAUGUGUGCAUGGGAGGUGAGGGGCUCAGGAAGCAGGGCGGGGCUAGUGGAGGCAGGCCGCACUUGCAGGACUGCAAGUGAUGUACGGUUUGUGAAGCAGGCGCAGCACUCGUGUGCGGUGUGCCUGACACAGACUGACUGACAGAUGAUGUUUGUGAAGGGUUUGCGGUACUCGGGUGUUGAGUUGAUAAGCUU